AUGGAUGCCGUCCCAUCUUGCGGUUGCAAGGGCGUCCGCUUCUGUGCGCUAUGCGAGGACACGGAGCGCGUGAGGAAUCUAGCAAGGAAAGCCCGCGCGGAAGAAGAAUAUACCGAUUACGACGUCUACGUUUUCCACGCGGCCACGCAGACCGCAUCUCGAUGCCCCGGGCUGAGUGCUUCUUCUUCGUGUGCCGAAAUUCAGGAAGCCGGAUGUGCCGAGCCGACGGGCGAUCAAUUGAGCAUCGGCGGUCUUCUCUUGAUACAUAACUUCAUUUCUAAGGAAGAUGAAGCACGACUGAUGGAAACAAUCAACAAGGUCGACUGGGCUCCGUCGCAAAGUGGGCGCCGCAAGCAGGACUACGGCCCCAAAGUCAACUUCAAGCACAAGAAAGUGAAGACGACCGGCUUCACCGGCAUGCCCGAAUACGCCGACUUCCUGCUGAACAAGAUGAGCGCGUACUCCGAGCAGCGACUCGGCCACUAUCUUCCUUUCGAGAUGUGCAAUCUCGAGUAUGAACCGGAGAAGCACAGCGCCAUCGAGUUUCACCAGGACGACAUGUGGAUAUGGGGGAAUCGGUUGAUAAGCAUAAACCUGCUCUCCGGCUCGGUGAUGUCGCUGGCAAAUAAGGAGAAGCGCCUGCUCUGCUUCGUCCCGAUGCCCCAUCUAUCAUUGCUCUGCAUGGCCGACGAGGUGCGCUACGAGUGGAAGCACGCCGUCCUCUACCAACACAUUACAAGUCGCCGGAUAGCGCUCACGAUGCGCGAGGCCGAUCUCAAGUUUACGGAAGGCGGCGAGCUCUACGAGAAGUUUGGCCAGGAGCUGAUCACGAUUGCCCGACAACGAGUUCUGCCGCCCGCG
Molecule: messenger RNA, 861 nt
Organism: Mesorhabditis spiculigera
Lineage: Eukaryota; Metazoa; Nematoda; Chromadorea; Rhabditida; Rhabditidae
Source: the annotation of a GenBank genome assembly